Molecule: messenger RNA, 445 nt
Organism: Hibiscus syriacus
Lineage: Eukaryota; Viridiplantae; Streptophyta; Magnoliopsida; Malvales; Malvaceae
Product: cyclin-dependent kinases regulatory subunit 1-like
Exons: 2
Coding region: 38-259 (73 amino acids)
Biological process (GO): regulation of mitotic cell cycle
Cellular component (GO): SCF ubiquitin ligase complex; cyclin-dependent protein kinase holoenzyme complex
Molecular function (GO): histone binding; ubiquitin binding; cyclin-dependent protein serine/threonine kinase activator activity
Source: RefSeq, a predicted model, not a curated record
AAGUUUUACUCUUUUUUCCCUCCUUUUGUGGUGUUUGAUGUACAGGCAUGUUGUUCUUCCUCCUGAAGUGGCCAAACUUCUCCCCAAGAAUCGCCUCCUCUCUGAAAAUGAAUGGCGUGCUACUGGAGUACAGCAGAGUCGUGGUUGGGUUCAUUAUGCUAUUCAUCGUCCUGAACCACACAUCAUGCUCUUUAGGAGACCUCUAAACUAUCAGCAGCAACAGGAGAAUCAGUCCCAGGAAAGCAUGCUUGCCAAGUAAUUAUAUAAGUGUUUAGUGCCCCAAAAGAUGGGUGAAAACCAAAGUACUUUGUUAGUGUUUAUCUCUAUUAAACAGUUUGGGUGUUGUGGAUUGUUUUGUUAUUUAGUUCUCUACUUUGGAGAAUUCCAGGUCAGGCUUGCUUCUUGCUACUUGCUUUCUUUAUCUGGCCAUCUAAUGUUAUUGGUA